This is a messenger RNA of Manihot esculenta (cassava), 2414 nucleotides long. RefSeq names its product acid beta-fructofuranosidase. The transcript has 7 exons. NCBI's taxonomy places the organism in Eukaryota, Viridiplantae, Streptophyta, Magnoliopsida, Malpighiales, Euphorbiaceae. Gene Ontology annotation, molecular function: beta-fructofuranosidase activity. Gene Ontology annotation, biological process: carbohydrate metabolic process. The record is from RefSeq and is a predicted model, not a curated record. The coding region runs from base 191 to 2152 and encodes 653 amino acids.
CCCUGUUUCUCUGAUCUGUUGGCAGACUCUUUCACAUUGACCCUUCAAUCUCCAUUAAGAACCCACCUAUAUAUAGCAACUUCAAUCUCUUACACACACAUACCAUUUCAUUAGGCACCACUUCCUCCUCUGUGUCUCCCUCUCUUUCUUCUUUUAUAAACACCAUCCUUCUUCUCCUCUCUCCGCAAUCAUGGCAGACCCCAACCCAUUUCUUCCUAUCUCCCAGCCACUGCACCCCACCUACACUUCUCUCCCAGAUGUCUCACACCGCCGCUUCUCCAAGAAACUCCUCUUCGGAGUCUUUUCUGCGUUGUCCCUGGUUUUGUUGUUUGUAGCAUUAGUUAUUGAUCAGAAAGGAUCCGAGCAGACCUUCCCUUCACGAGAAAAUGAAAAUGUGGCUUCAUUGUCUUUGCCAAAAGAAACGGCGAAGCCCGAGACUUUGAGGCCUAUCUCCCGUGGCGUCUCCGCCGGUGUGUCUGAGAAAGCUAGCCUCAUCUCUAGCGGAUCGGCAUCCUCGGAGGAGCAGUAUCCAUGGAACAAUAGCAUGUUAUCAUGGCAAAGGACAGCUUUCCAUUUCCAGCCUGAGAAGAACUGGAUGAAUGACCCUAAUGGUCCAUUGUUUUACAAGGGCUGGUACCAUUUCUUCUAUCAGUACAAUCCAAAUGCUGCUGUGUGGGGUGACAUAGUCUGGGGCCAUGCUGUGUCAAGGGACUUGAUCCACUGGCUUCACCUCCCAUUGGCAAUGGUUGCCAAUCAAUGGUACGACCAAAAUGGUGUGUGGACUGGCUCCGCCACCAUCCUCCCAGAUGGCAAUAUUAUUAUGCUAUACACUGGAUCCACCAAUGAGUCUGUUCAGGUGCAGAAUCUUGCUUAUCCAGCAGACGCCAAUGAUCCUCUUCUCCUUGAAUGGACCAAAUACUCCGGUAAUCCUGUUCUAGUGCCACCACCAGGCAUUGACAUCAAGGAUUUCCGUGAUCCAACGACAGCUUGGUACACUUCUGAGGGGAAAUGGCGCAUCAGUAUAGGAUCUAAAGUUGGUAAAACUGGCGUAGCUUUAAUCUACGACACCGAGGACUUCAUAAAUUAUAAUUUGAAAUCUGAGGCACUUCAUGGUGUCCCUGGCACUGGCAUGUGGGAGUGUGUGGACUUUUACCCUGUUUCGAAGAAGUAUCAACAUGGAUUGGAUACAUCUGAUAAUGGUCCUGAUGUAAAACACGUGGUUAAGGCAAGCCUUGAUGAUGAUAGGCAUGAUUACUAUGCAAUUGGAACUUACGAUGAAUUGAACAGUAAAUGGACUCCAGACAAUCCAGAUAUUGACGUCGGUAUUGGUCUUAGGUAUGAUUAUGGUAUAUUCUACGCAUCCAAGACAUUUUAUGAUCACCAUAAGGGGAGGAGGGUGUUGUGGGGUUGGAUCGGCGAGUCUGAUAGUGAACUUGCUGAUGUCAAGAAAGGAUGGGCAUGUCUUCAGGCCAUUCCAAGGACAGUCUCCCUGGACACAAAGACCGGCAGCAAUCUGCUUCAAUGGCCAGUUGAAGAGGUAGAGAAUUUGAGACUAAGAGCCCGAGAAUUUAAAAAGGUGGAGGUCGAGCCCGGGUCAGUUGUGCCCCUUGAUCUUGAUGCAGCCACACAGCUAGAUAUCGUUGCGGUGUUCGAGUUAGACAAGGAUGCAUUGAUGAAGACAGCUGAAUCCACUGAGGAGUUCAGCUGCAAAACAAGUAGAGGAGCUGCUCACCGCAAUGCGUUAGGCCCCUUCGGUCUUCUGGUUCUUGCUGAUGACAGCCUUGCCGAGCAGACCCCUGUAUACUUCUACAUUAACAAAGGAAGUAAUGGCACCUUCAAAACUUUCUUCUGCACAGAUCAAUCAAGGUCUUCUGCAGCAAAUGAUGUUAACAAACAAAUUUAUGGUAACUUUGUUCCAGUCCUUGAGGGUGAAAAAUUCACUCUAAGGAUAUUGGUGGAUCAUUCGAUAAUCGAAAGCUUUGCCCAAGGGGGUAGAACAACCAUCACUUCCCGGGUUUAUCCAACAAGGGCAAUCUAUGGAAGUGCCAAGGUCUUUUUGUUCAACAAUGCUAUUGAAACCAAUGUUACUGCUUCACUCAAGAUAUGGCAAAUGAAUUCCGCGUUUAUUCGUCCCUAUCCAAAUAUCCGGUAGACUGUGAAACUCAUCUUUCCAAGUCUACCUCAUUUUUUGCAAUUUGUACAAUAAUCUUUUUCUUUUUUCCAUUGCAUUUGUCCAAUUUGCUUGGUUUCCUAUUCAAGUCUAUUUCAUUUUGAUCAUUAGAUGAGAAAGGUUAAAGAGAUAGGCCUGCUAGAAGUAGAAGAGUAUGUAAACAUGUUAAAGUGUGCAAAGCAUUUGGUAUGAUUACUUGUAUAGCAAUUGAUUCUGAAAUUUUAGUAUUUGAGUUUGAGAAUAA